Molecule: messenger RNA, 639 nt
Organism: Paraglomus occultum
Lineage: Eukaryota; Fungi; Glomeromycota; Glomeromycetes; Paraglomerales; Paraglomeraceae
Source: the annotation of a GenBank genome assembly
AUGGAGCGGAUACAUCCAAACAGACCCCCUUCCUUAACAACGUCCGACAUCUCAGGCACCGACUCGAGCAUAUCGCAUGAAAGCACGGAAGAUGAAAUAGAAAUCAACACCCAAAAGGAUUCGCUAUCCAUAAUGGAUCCAAUCGCGGCUGCUAUAAAACCAGAAAAUAUGCUGGAAAAGUUUGUAGAAGUUGGCGGAAGACAUUACUUGAACGACGCUACAUUAAAAUGUUAUCUGCCCAGUGACCAGAAAGAAUUGUGGCACGGGAAUAUGGUAACAAAUAUGGCGUUGGAAUACCCUGUUUCAGUAUUUGUUGGAAUAGACAUCGCUUCUUUAUUUCCUGAAAAGUAUCCACCAAAUAUGGCAUUUCUUAAGUGCGACAUCCUGGAUGGUCUACCGUUUCCAGAUAACACGUUUGAUUUUGUUCGACAAGCAUAUGUCAUAAUUUGUAUGGAUUGGCAAUCAUGGAAAGAAAAAGUGGUAAAGGAACUAAUAAGAGUAACUAAGCCCGGAGGAUAUAUCGAAAUUAUGGAUAUAGACCGUGAAAUCAUAAACCCGGGAAUACUAACUCCAGCUGCCUUUCCCCCAUCAUUUAAAAUUGUAGUAGAAGAACAUUUUUAUAAAGCCGGAAUUAAUUGA